AUAUAUAAAGAGCAUUGAUCUACAUGACAUAAUUUUUUUCUUUUUUCUUUUAACCAUUAUGGAAUACGUCAAAAACCUCUUUCUUCAAAACCAAACAAACCCUACUGUUCAAGUAGACAAAGAAAACCACAUUUAUCGUAGUCACCAUGCUGAGCAUGGUUUUGUAAGUACUCCUCUUUAUCCCAAGUUAAAAAAAGAAGAAUGUACUAUUGCCAAAGUCUGGAAAGAGACAGUCAAGAACAACAGCUAUAAGCCUGUCUUUGGCUAUCGUCCUCUCAUCAACAUCCAUUUCAAGGAAUCCAAGCCAAAGAAUCCAGAAGAUAAGCCUAAGAAAUGGUCUUAUUUCGAACUUGGUGAUUAUGAAUGGAUGAAUUACCGAGAAGCCAAUGAAAAAGUCGAGAAAAUUGCUUAUACACUUCAACAACAUGGUCUCAAGAAUGGUGAUAUUGUCAUUUUGUUUUGUAAGACAAGAGCUGAAUGGAUGAUGACUGCUCUAGCGUGUUUUACGCUUGGUUUGGUGAUCACUACUGCUUAUGAUUCAAUGCCCGCUGAUGCUGUUAACCACAUCAUCAACGAAACAAAAGCAAAGGCUGUGUUUACCGAGACUUCUCUUUUUGGUACAUUAAAUAAGGCUUAUAAAGAACUUGAGAAAAAGGAUCAACCCAAGUUUGUGUUCUAUACUGGCAAAGAGUUUGAAGCUCCUGAAGAAAUCAAAAAGUUUAAGGACAACAAAGCAGAUGAUGUUGAGAUUGUCCAUUUUGAUAGUAUACUCGAACAAAAGGUCGACAAGCUUAAUAUCAAGACACAGCCUCAACCUGAUGAUUUAGCCUUAAUCAUGUAUACUUCUGGCUCUACAGGUGCUCCUAAAGGUGUUGAAUUGACACACGCCAACAUAAUUGCCGCUAUGGGUGCAGCUGAAUAUCUUGUUAUUGAGUUAUUGGCUCAUGGUAACCAUUCUUACAUUGGUUUCUUACCCUUGGCUCAUGUGCUUGAAUUUUUGAUUGAAUUCAUCAUGAUUUCACUUGGUAUUCCGAUCGGUUAUGCUAGUAUUCGUACCUUAAUGAACGACUCUGUAUGUGGACACAAUGGAGAAGGUAAAGGAGAAGGUGAUCUAAAAGCAUUGAAGCCUACUAUCAUGGCUGGUGUACCUGCUGUUUGGGAAAAGAUCAAAAAGGGGGUUGAAGCCAAACUAGAAAAGCAACAUUGGGCUGUCAAAAAGACAUUUGAUGCUGCUGUGGAGAUGAAAUGGCGUUUGUUGCAGUUCUUUGGUAAGCCCAAUAGCUUAACAGAUGCUUAUGAUGCUAUUCUUUUUGGACCUAUCCGUGAUGUUACUGGGGGUCGUUUGCAAUACGGUGUCUCUGGAGGUGCUCCUGUUUCAUUCGAGACUCAAAAGUUUAUUACCUCUACUUUAUGUUACAUGCUUCAAGGUUAUGGUUUGACUGAAUGUUGUGGUUUAGCUGCUGUCACACUUCCUAGUUUUGGUCUAGUGACUGGUAGCAUUGGUCCCCCUUCUCCUUCGAUCGAAUUCCGUUUUGUGGAUGUUCCUGAUACAGACUAUAAGGCAGAAAACAAUGUAGGUGAGCUCUGGCUUCGUGGUCCUUCUCUUAUGAGAGGCUAUCAUAAGCGAUCUGAUCUUACAAAAGAAGCCAUUACUCCAGAUGGUUGGUUCAAGACAGGGGAUAUUGCACGCUUAAAUUCAGAUGGCACAUUUGCUAUCACAGAUCGAGCCAAGAAUUUGGUCAAAUUAGCCCAUGGUGAAUACAUUGCAUUAGAAGCACUUGAAUCAAAAUACCGUAAUUCAAGCAGCAUCAAGAAUAUAUGUCUAGUGGCUGAUAGCAACAAGUCUUACAUUAUUGCUGUGGUUGAACCCUCUGAUAAUAAUGUAGAAAAAGACAUUCUUCUGAAAGAACUACAAAAAACAGCUAGUUCCGGUGGAUGUAACCGUGUUGAAAUUGUCAAGGAUAUUGUAGUAACUCGCGAUAAAGAUUGGCAAAAGGAAUACAUGACUACAAGUGGAAAGAUUAAGCGUAAAGACAUUGUUGAAAGCAACAAAGAAGACAUAGAAAAGAUUUAUAAAUAAAGCAUAUUAUGCAAAUGGUGACACACAUCCAUUGUUAUGACUAAU
This is a messenger RNA of Gilbertella persicaria, 2125 nucleotides long. RefSeq lists its product as uncharacterized. The record is from RefSeq and is a predicted model, not a curated record. Gene Ontology annotation, molecular function: long-chain fatty acid-CoA ligase activity. Bases 59 to 2080 code for a protein of 673 amino acids. Gene Ontology annotation, cellular component: plasma membrane; endoplasmic reticulum; lipid droplet. The transcript has 5 exons. Gene Ontology annotation, biological process: long-chain fatty-acyl-CoA metabolic process; long-chain fatty acid metabolic process. Lineage: Eukaryota; Fungi; Mucoromycota; Mucoromycetes; Mucorales; Choanephoraceae.